Messenger RNA from Athene cunicularia (burrowing owl), 305 nucleotides. It is a transcript of the gene PET117, whose product is annotated as PET117 homolog. NCBI's taxonomy places the organism in Eukaryota, Metazoa, Chordata, Aves, Strigiformes, Strigidae. The transcript has a single exon. The record is from RefSeq and is a predicted model, not a curated record. Bases 1 to 282 code for a protein of 93 amino acids.
AUGUUAAGUAGCUGUGGCUACAUGCAGUGGCAGAGGGUGAAUGGCCCUGCAGGAGGGAUUAGGGAUUGGUUGGGUGUUGAUUACAUUCAGCAUCUAACAGGCUGUGAUAAACCCUGUUCCUUGUGUUUUCAGAGGCUGCACAGUGGAGUUCUCAGGGAUCUUGAGCGUCAAAAUCAGAAAAAGGAGAACAUUCGCAUGCUAGAAGAGCAAAUUGCUUUGACAAAACAGCUUAUGGAAGAAAGAGACAAAGAGCUAAUGGAAAAAGGGUCCCAGCAGUCCUAGUCACGGUCCUGAGUCCUUAGAGG